GUUUCAGACGGUCGCGCCUCCCAUUGAACACCACUGGUCUCGGCUCCGUCGUGUAUUCCUCUGUGUUGAUGCCGUCCAUCCUAACGUCCAUCUAUUGAACCAAAUCCUACCCCAACUUUUCGGUAAAGUGCUCCAAACAUGGCUUACACGACCGCGGGUGGCACCAAGAAGAAGGUCUGCUACUACUAUGACGGUGACAUUGGAAAUUAUUACUACGGACAGGGUCAUCCCAUGAAACCCCAUCGUAUCCGGAUGACUCACAACCUCCUGCUGAACUAUGGACUCUACAGGAAAAUGGAGAUCUAUAGACCACACAAAGCCACUGCAGAGGAGAUGACGAAAUAUCACAGUGACGACUACAUCAAGUUCCUCCGAUCGAUCCGGCCAGACAACAUGUCCGAGUUCAGCAAGCAGAUGCAGCGCUUCAACGUUGGAGAGGACUGUCCUGUGUUUGAUGGCUUGUUUGAGUUCUGCCAACUCUCCGCUGGUGGAUCUGCUGCUGGUUCAGUGAAAUUAAACAGACAGCAGACGGACAUCGCCGUGAACUGGGCCGGAGGACUUCACCAUGCAAAGAAAUCUGAAGCCUCUGGAUUCUGCUACGUUAACGACAUCGUGCUUGCCAUCCUGGAGCUGCUCAAGUACCACCAGAGGGUGCUGUACAUCGACAUAGACAUCCACCAUGGAGAUGGAGUCGAGGAGGCUUUCUACACCACAGACAGAGUCAUGACUGUGUCCUUCCACAAAUACGGAGAGUACUUCCCUGGAACUGGAGACCUCAGAGAUAUUGGAGCAGGCAAAGGCAAAUACUACGCUGUCAACUUCCCCCUGCGUGACGGCAUCGAUGACGAGUCGUACGAGCAAAUCUUCAAACCUGUGAUGGCCAAGGUGAUGGAGAUGUACCAGCCCAGCGCCGUGGUCCUUCAGUGUGGUGCAGACUCUCUGUCAGGAGAUCGCCUCGGCUGCUUCAACCUCACCAUCCGGGGCCACGCCAAGUGUGUGGAGUACAUGAAGUCCUUUAACCUCCCACUACUCAUGCUGGGUGGAGGAGGGUACACCAUCCGUAACGUGGCCCGCUGCUGGACCUACGAGACUGCCGUUGCUCUGGACACAGAUAUCCCCGAUGAGCUGCCGUACAACGACUACUUCGAGUACUUUGGGCCUGACUUCAAGCUGCACAUCAGCCCCUCCAACAUGACCAACCAGAACACACAGGAGUACAUGGACAAGAUCAAGCAGCGGCUGUUUGAGAACCUGCGGAUGCUGCCUCACGCUCCUGGAGUACAGAUGCAGGCGAUUCCUGAAGACGCCAUCCCAGAUGACACUGUGGACGAGGACACGGAGGAUCCUGACAAACGCCUGUCCAUCCGGGCCACAGACAAGAGGAUUGCCUGUGAUGAAGAGUUCUCUGACUCCGAGGAUGAAGGCGAGGGAGGCAGGAGAAACGUGGCCAAUCACAAGAAGGGGGCAAAACGACCCCGAGUUGAUGAAGAAAAGAAAGAAGGAGAGGAAAAGAAAACUGAAAUCAAAGAAGAGGAGAAGACGAAGGACAACAAUGCUGAGAAGAAUGAUUCAAAAAGUGUGAAGACAGAGCAGACGAGCAGUGCCUGAAUAGUUGGUUUAAUCCACAAACAAACUGAACGGUGCUGUCUUCUUCCUCAAGGAUCCAAACUCUUCACUGAAUCAUAACCAGAAGCAUUAUAUUUAUUAUGACUCUCCAUUUUCUACUUGUAAAUCUCUUGUGAAUUGUAAGCGUCCCUCUUUGGUGUAGUGUUAUCAGCGGAUUAGUUGAAUCCACCACUUGAAUUUGCCGUAUUAUGUCCUUUGAUACCCUUUGAACCAUUUUAUUCCAAUGUGCUUGAUCUUCUGAAGGAAAAACCUCGACUUUCUUGUUUUUAGGCAGCAGUGGGUAAACUUCUAGAUGAACCUAUAAUGAUUUCAUGUUUAAAUUUUAAUAUUUUGCAUUGUCAAUAAAACUUUUUAUACAA
This is a messenger RNA of Cheilinus undulatus (humphead wrasse), 1985 nucleotides long. RefSeq names its product histone deacetylase 2. Lineage: Eukaryota; Metazoa; Chordata; Actinopteri; Labriformes; Labridae. The transcript is spliced from 14 exons. The record is from RefSeq and is a predicted model, not a curated record. Gene Ontology annotation, molecular function: histone deacetylase activity. The coding region runs from base 139 to 1608 and encodes 489 amino acids.